UAGAAAUAUAGAUAAUGUCGUCCCUGGAGGAUAAACAAAUAGUGCGAACGAGUAAUUCGGAACCUACAACUCCAUUGCGAAGUACUACUGUGAAUCGCGAACAAAAUGGUUCUCAAAGUAAUCCAAAUCAUGUUACUAAAGACAUUCAUUUACCUCCUAAUGAAUUAACUGAGAUCACCAAAAGAUUAAGUCAACAAUUCCGAGAGUCUAUAGGUAUUAGUGGUAGUCAAAGAUCUCGAUCUCGUCAACCAACACCUACUAGAACCAAAUCAUCUAAUAGAGGAGUAUAUACUCCUACACGAUUGAAUGGUAGUAGAAGGACAAGUGAAUCAUUUAAACGUAGACGAUCUUCAAUAAUAACUAAAAGAGGUGAAGUAAUAUAUGGACCGGAAUAUGCUGGACCAAUAACUAUUGAUUACUUAAGAUUCUUCUGUAAAGUCGUAGUUCAACAAACUCAAGCAAAGCUGGAACCUCAACCAAUAUCAAUAAUAUCAACAGAAGAUAAUGAUCAGAUCAUUGAAACAACUCAAGUAAACCAUACCAUUAUUCCUCACGAUGAAUCAUCAACACCACCUAAAACUGAAUUUGAUCAAUCCCUUCCAUUACCAUCAUCAGUUGAAAAAGUCUUAAAGUCUCCAUUUCAAACUAGUAGUAUAAUACUGGAUGAGGUUAAUGAUUCAAACAGUAUAGAGAACAAUGAAAUAUUAACCUCACGACAAGACAUAGAUUCUGAUAAGGAAAACCAACAUUCUACAAGACCACUAUCAUAUUUGGAAAAGAUUUUAUUUGCCAAAAGAGCUAAGAAUAAGGCAAGAGUUUCAAGUUCUGCAUUUAAUUUUGAAAUAAACCAUAAGCAAGAUAUAGAUACUCCAGAAGAUCGAAGGUUUGUUAUAGAUAAUGAUUUUGAAGAACAAUCAGUAGCAUCACCUUUAAUUAAGAAGGGCGACUUAACACAUGAGGAAACCAAUAAAGAAAUAGAAUUUGAAAUUGCAUAUGAUGGAAUAGAAGAUCAAAUAGAUAAUUUUGAUGUACCAUUUGAACAAGAAGACCAAGAUCAAAUAAUAGAAAAUGAUGUAAGAGACGAGACACCCUUAGUAGUAGAAGAACCAACUAAUGACUUUAAUAUAUUACCUACACCAAUAGUUACACCAGAAAAUAUCAGACUCAACUUAGGUUAUUCUCCUGAAGCAUUAAUUCAAGAAGAAUUUACUGUCCAAGAUGAUAAUCCAGAAUUAUCUGAAUUACUUGAAAGAGAUCUAUCAUCUGAACCAGAGAUUGAUAUUGAACAUAAUAUUGAAUAUGAUGAAACUACAGGAGAUAAACAUGAACGUAUACGAAGUAUUUCAACUAGCAGAAUGAUGUCUACACAAUCAAGAGCAUCUCUACCAUUGAAAUCAGUUAAAAAUUUAGUUAAUUCAAUUAGAUUACAUUCUGUUAAUGAAAAUACUCAUAUUUCUAAAAAGAAACCAAGACUCGAUAAACCAUUGAGUUCAGAUAUCUAUCAAACCAUUCAAGAAAAAUCUGAUAUUUUUUUAUCUUCAUUACUAUCUGAUUUAGAAGCUUAUGCCAAUCAUAGAACAAAUGGAAAGUCUUCCCAAAUUAAAAUGAAGGAUGUAUUAUUAUACUUAAAUAGAAUAAAGUUUGCCGGACAAACUUCUUCAAGAGAUAAAGAAAUCAAUAAGAUUUCUCUGUUAGCUCAAAAUUAUCUUCCUCUUGAGUUAUUAUUACAAUUAGAUGACAGUUUAAAUGUUUCUAGUUCAAAAAUCAAUAGAGAUACAUUUAAUUCUGAAUCGGAACUGGAUGAAUCCAUUUAAUUUCUUU
Scheffersomyces amazonensis is the source of this 1821-nucleotide messenger RNA. RefSeq lists its product as uncharacterized. The record is from RefSeq and is a predicted model, not a curated record. Gene Ontology annotation, molecular function: protein heterodimerization activity. NCBI's taxonomy places the organism in Eukaryota, Fungi, Ascomycota, Pichiomycetes, Serinales, Debaryomycetaceae. The transcript has a single exon. The coding region runs from base 15 to 1814 and encodes 599 amino acids.